Messenger RNA from Dovyalis caffra, 1614 nucleotides. Lineage: Eukaryota; Viridiplantae; Streptophyta; Magnoliopsida; Malpighiales; Salicaceae. The record is from the annotation of a GenBank genome assembly.
AUGGGUAAAGUGGAAAGUCCAGAAAUUACAAGAAGAGCAACACGAUCGUCUUCUUCGACUGCUGUUACAAGCAAUGAGGUUGAAACGGCAAAAAUAACUGAACCUUAUAAGCCCACACUCAAUGACUUUGUGUUUGGAGGGGAACGACUUAGCUUCGAUGAUUUGCUUUCUAGUUUUCCUAGUAGAGGCAAUCAAAUUCGUGAACUUUUGCGUCUUUUGGGUCCAGUGAAUUCCCCCAUGCUUCCGUUGUUUAUUUAUGGAGGUCCUUCAACUGGGAAAACUAGUACCAUUCUUCAAAUUUUUAGGUACCUCAGUCGUCCUUUUGUUUAUGCUAGCUGUCUUACUUGUUAUAGUCCGCGGAUCUUGUUUGAAUCGGUUUUAAAUCAGUUGUUGCUUCAUAAGAAGAAUGCCGCUAAUCGUUAUUCGAGUGCAAAACACUGUGAUAAGCCAGCUGAUUUUGUUAAUUUUCUUCGUGAAGAUUUGGUGGGUGUAAUUGAAAAUCUCAAGAGGAGUUCAAAGAAAUUGGGUUCAAAUAAGCCAGCUGGAAGGCCUAAUGGGAAUAUGCUCUACCUGAUAUUUGAUAAUUUGGAGCUUAUUCGUGAGUGGGAUAAAAGUUCGAGCAUAUUACCCUUUAUGUUUAAUCUAUAUGAUUUUUUGAAGUUGCAAGAGGUGGGACUCAUAUUUAUUAGUAAUACUUCGCCUGAUACAUACUACUCAAACAUGGGAUAUACAGAGCAUGUUCCAGUUUAUUUUCCUGAAUAUACAGAAGAAGAUCUUCGUCAAAUUUUGACGAGAAACCAAGAAAAUCGGAAGUUGUAUUCCUCUUUUCUUGAUGUUGUCCUGAGACCUUUCUGCAGAACUACUAGAAGAGUGGAUGAAUUAUCAACUGCUUUUUCAGCAUUAUUUAGAAAGUAUUGCGAAUCAUUGAGUGAUUUGGCAUCUGUACCCAAUGAAGAGAUGAAGAGAAGGUUGUUUAGUCAUUUUCAGCCACAUAUUGCCCCUUCCUUAAAUGAAGUAUUCUGGGUUCCAUCUAAAUCUUCGACUGAAGUUGAAAUCAACAAGGAUACGAGGCGGAAAGGCAGCGUUAGAAAGUCACAAGGUUGUGAACAUUUUGCUCAGAUAGAUUUCCAUUUGUCUACUUCUGCAAAAUAUCUUCUCAUUUCAGCAUUCCUUGCUUCAAGAAACCCAGCUACUCUUGAUGCAUCCUUGUUUGAUUCAACUGGAGGAUCUGAUAGUCGCAAAAGAAAGAGGAAGGCCUCUGAAAAAUCAAUGGAACAGAAGGAAGCUGCUGAACAAGAAUUACUUAUGAAAGGGCCUGGAACUUUCCCACUGGAGAGGUUAUUAGCUAUAUUUCAGUGCAUAAUAUCUGUAGCAGAUUCCUUUGAUGAAGAGGAACAUGAAAAUGAUGUAUUAAGAGUUGAAGGGGAUGGUGGACUCAUGUCUGAUGUUCUAUUGCAACUAUCUAGCCUUUGUAAUGCUAAUUUUAUUAUUAAAGGAAAAAGCUGCCCUUUAGAGGGUUCGACUCGGUAUAGAUCUACCAUUUCUGAAGAUUUGGCCUUGAAGGUAGCAAGGAGCCUGAAGUUCCCUUUACCAAAUUACUUGUACAGAAGAUAA